GACCCGCACGUCUAAAAAGAAGAAGAGAGCAGUGCUGAAUUAUUCGCUGCUUCUCUUUUCUUGGUCUGUCUGAGGAGAUUCACGUUUACUUCGCAGAGUUUUUAUUUACCAGUGAUCAAGGGGGAAAAAACUAAAGAGUGGAUGCAAAGAAUGUGAGAAUAUCCAUUAAGAUGGCAUCUCUUAACCAUUCCAGCUCCAUUUUGCCUUCCUGCACCUACAAGGAGGACUUCAAGCGCUACCUCCUCCCGUCCGUCUACAGCCUAGUCUUCAUCUUUGGGCUGCCGCUCAAUUUCAUCAUCAUCCUGCGGAUCUGGGGCUCACGGCGCGCACUGACGCGGACUAAGAUCUACAUGCUGAAUCUAGCUGUGGCGGACUUUCUGUACGUCUGUUCCCUUCCGCUUCUCAUAUACAACUACGCCAGUAAAGACUACUGGCCGUUCGGCGACUUCACCUGCCGUUUGGUUCGCUUUCAGUUCUACAGCAACCUGCACGGAAGCAUCUUCUUCCUCACCUGCAUCAGCUUUCAGCGUUACAUGGGCAUCUGCCAUCCGCUGACGCUGUGGCCUAAACAGGGUGGACGCAGGCUGGCCUGGUUGGUCUGCGCUGGCGUUUGGGUGACUGUAGCCCUGCUCUGCGCCCCCACGUUCGAGUUUGCCGCCACCGGCAUCCAGCGCAACCGCACGGUGUGCUACGACCUGAGCGUUCCCCGUCGUGCACCACAAUACUUCCCGUAUGGCAUCAUCUUGACCUGCCUGGGCUUCAUCGUGCCCUUUCUGGUGAUCGUGGUGCUGUACUGCAAAAUGGCACGGGUUCUCUGCCAGGUCGGCGAAGCUCGAGAAGUCUCGGCCAUGGAGAAGAAAACUAAAGCCAUUAGGAUGAUCAUCAUUGUAACGCUGGUGUUCGUCAUCAGCUUUUUGCCAUUCCACGUGACGAAGACGCUCUAUCUGCUGGUGAGGACCCUUCCUACAGCACCCUGCGAACUGAGGAACCUGCUGUCUGUGGUGUACAAAAGCACGAGACCCUUUGCCAGCAUGAACAGUGUUCUAGACCCCAUUCUGUUCUACUUCACCCAGCCGCAGUUCAGGCGCAGCACCAGAAGCCUGCUGCUUAAAAUCACCUCGCUAAAAGACAAGACUGCCAAAAUCUGACUAGAAAACGCCUGGUUUUGUCUAAAAUUACUCUAUAUUAAAAGGUUAGUUCACCCAAAAAUGAAAAUUCUGUCAUUAAUUACUCACCCUCAUGUCGUUCCACACCCGUAAGACUUUUGUUCAUCUUUGGAACACAAAUUAAGAUCUUUUUAGUGAAAUCUGAGAGCUUUCUUUCCCUCCAUUGACAGCCUACGCAACUACCAAUUUCAAUCCACAGAAAGGUAUUAAAGACAUCAUAAAAAUAAUCCAUGUGACACCAAUGGUUCAGCUCAGUUUUAUGAAGUGACACGAGUGCUUUGUUUGUGCAACAAAAAAAAACAUAAUUUACAACUUUAUUUACAAAAUAUGAACUUCUACACAUGCGUGUUCCUUUUAAAGGAUUAGUCCACUUUUAAAUAAACUUUUCCUGAUAAUUUACUCACCCCCAUGUCAUCCAAGAUGUCCAUGUCUUUCUUUCUUCAGUCGAAAAGAAAUUAAAGUUUUUGAUGAAAACAU
This is a messenger RNA of Megalobrama amblycephala (Wuchang bream), 1643 nucleotides long. Its product is annotated as P2Y purinoceptor 3. Lineage: Eukaryota; Metazoa; Chordata; Actinopteri; Cypriniformes; Xenocyprididae. Gene Ontology annotation, molecular function: G protein-coupled UDP receptor activity; G protein-coupled UTP receptor activity; G protein-coupled ADP receptor activity. The coding region runs from base 171 to 1148 and encodes 325 amino acids. Gene Ontology annotation, biological process: cellular response to pyrimidine ribonucleotide; phospholipase C-activating G protein-coupled receptor signaling pathway. Gene Ontology annotation, cellular component: plasma membrane. The record is from RefSeq and is a predicted model, not a curated record. The transcript has 2 exons.